AUGGCAUCAUUACCUACAUAUGAAACAUUGAAGUUAAGUCAACCAAAACCUCAUGUAACUUUGGUUGAGUUAAAUCGACCGACGAAACUUAAUGCUAUGAAUCAAAAAUUAUUCGAUGAGUUGAAAAUAUGUUUCGAACAAUUAAACAUCGAAAAGACAUGUCGAGUUAUAGUAUUAACUGGUUCUGGUAGAGCAUUUAGUACUGGUAUUGAUAUCGAAUAUUUAGUAGAUUCUGGUACUAAAUCUGCUGAAAUCGAUGAUAUAGCACGAAAAAUACUACAUACUCGAAGUAUGAUACAACGAAUACAAGAAUCUUUAAGAGCAAUUGAUAAUUGUGAAAAACCAGUCAUAGCUGCUAUUCAUGGUUAUUGUAUCGGUGCUGGUGUUGAUCUAUCAUCUUGUUGUGAUAUUCGUUAUAGUUCACGUGAUACAACAUUUUCUAUUAAGGAAGUUGAUAUGGGUUUAGUACCUGAUAUCGGUACUCUUCAAAUUUUACCUAAAUCAAUUGCCAAUCAUAGUCUCUUCCGUGAACUUGUUUUUACAUCACGAACAUUUGAUACUAAUGAAGCACAACAAAUUGGACUUAUUAGGUAA
Molecule: messenger RNA, 594 nt
Organism: Adineta steineri
Lineage: Eukaryota; Metazoa; Rotifera; Eurotatoria; Adinetida; Adinetidae
Source: the annotation of a GenBank genome assembly